AUGAAGGCAUCUUUUGGACUUCUGUUUGUUACAACAACAUUCGUCAGCGCUGCAGAAUACUGCAACUCUGGUUGGGGAAAACCAGCUAAUACAGGAUGUUAUGACAGUAGGCCUAACACAUAUUGCUGCGCAAAUAAUGGCAAGCAGACUAAAUUUUACCCGUAUUCUAGGGAUUGUCGUGCGCUUAUUGACACUAAGUAUGGAGGCGAGAUAACAUUUUAUACCAACCCACCGUGUCACCGUGAUGGGACAAUUUAUUGUUGUGCUUAA
This is a messenger RNA of Ascochyta rabiei, 270 nucleotides long. RefSeq lists its product as uncharacterized. The transcript has 5 exons. The record is from RefSeq and is a predicted model, not a curated record. Lineage: Eukaryota; Fungi; Ascomycota; Dothideomycetes; Pleosporales; Didymellaceae. The coding region runs from base 1 to 270 and encodes 89 amino acids.